Molecule: messenger RNA, 1573 nt
Organism: Uloborus diversus
Lineage: Eukaryota; Metazoa; Arthropoda; Arachnida; Araneae; Uloboridae
Product: phagosome assembly factor 1-like
Biological process (GO): Golgi to plasma membrane protein transport
Cellular component (GO): trans-Golgi network
Source: RefSeq, a predicted model, not a curated record
UAGAAAGACUGAAGUGUGAUUGUCGUGUGAGCUGACAGAAAAAAUUGUAAAUUUAUGGACAGACAAUGAAUAGAUGAUAAUUAUUCAAGAAUUUUCCGACUCUAGAUAGUCCAGGAUGUUAGAGCUGGAAGUCGUACCGGAAAGGUCUUUGGGAAAUGAGCAAUGGGAGUUGGUUUUGGGUAUGGCAUUCAGCCAAGUGGUUCAUAUUCUACAACAGCAGUUCCAGAGUAUAAAAAGUGUUCAAGUUCUUUAUAGUGAAUUGAAUCCCUUGGUGAUGGACCUGAUCAUAAAUCUUUCUCAAGAUGGCAUACGCUUGAUAUUCGCAUUGUCGCAAAGGUUGAAAGUCAUUGAAGUAUAUUGCAUGAGCAAGGCAAAACUAAAAUACUGUGGGAAUGUGUUUUGUUCGCCAGAAGUUCCACCUACCCUAGAACAAAUUGAUCAUUCAUUUGGAGCCACCCAUCCAGGAGAGUAUCAUUCUUCUCAGCAAGUUUUUGUUUUGAACUUCCGUGGUCUCACCUUUGCAUUUGCCAUAGAUCCAAAACUGCAGCCAAGAUAUGCUCAUGGGCUGGGAAGUCUACAAUUCGGUGCUGCUUUUCCUGUUGUGUCAAAAAUGUCCAUUUACAGUGGCAACAGUCUAGCAGAAACCAGAGCCCCAGCUCUGCCAAAUAACAGUUUCUGUAAUCACUGCUAUUUAGAAAAAUUAGAUGUUCUAAGAGACGGAGAAGAAACUAUAGGAAUCAAACUGCAAAUAAUUACUGAAGAUUUAGGUUCAAAUAAACUUUUAGAAUUUAGGAAACAAAUUAUGACGAAAACAGUCAAAUUUGGAGAUUCCGCUCAGGAUGUAACAAGUUCCUUGGGAUCUCCUAGUAAAGUUUUUUAUAAAUCUGAAGAUAAAAUGAAAAUACAUUCUCCAAAUUCCCACAGAUAUAGGAAGUGGAGCUGCUCAGACUAUUUCUAUAAUUACUUCACUUUAGGCUUGGAUAUUCUUUUUGAUGCCAAAAGUCAUAGAGUAAAGAAGUUCAUUCUACACACCAAUUAUCCGGGCCAUUACAAUUUUAAUAUUUAUUUUCGAUGUAACUUCAAUUUACCCAUAGAGAUCAAGAGACCUUCAGAAUCUGAAGAUAUGACACUGAUUGAUGUGUCUGAGAAAAAAUAUAUGAUUACCGCUUUUACAAAGUGGGAUACUAUGGAAGAACACCUAAAGAAACCUUUGGAACGCCCUGUGGUUCUAAACAGGGCUUCAACGCACAAUGCUACGAAUCCUUUUGGGUCCACAUGUUGCUAUGGUUAUCAAGAUAUUAUAUUUGAAGUUAUGCCCAACAAUCAUUUAGCCUCAGUUACUUUGUAUCAACGAAAGAAAUUGACAAAAAAGCCAGACGUUUGACAUGAAGUCAUUAGGUAAAGCUAACAAAUAAACAAGUACAACUGAGCAACAUUGAAGUUGACAGUGUUGGACCUUCAGCUUGAUUUCUGCCAUAGCACAGAACAAGUCUUCUACAUCGAUAUAUUUAAACUGUUACGUGUCAAUGGGUAUAUGUACCUUCUUUGUUCAAAAAGGAGGGAAAUAUAUAAA